AUGUGUCCAGGAACCUCAGAAAAGCGGCCUCAAACCAGCGAGAUUCCCUCGGAGACUCCUGACAACAGCCAUAUUCUGAGAGCGAGCGCGAAUCAGACUUUAGCGAAUAGUACCAACACGCAAGUAUUUUUGCAAACAUUAAGCAUAAAAUUAGAAGGUUCAAGGGGUUCAGAGACUGUGCGUGCCUUGAUAGACACAGGGUCUCAAAAGUCAUAUAUCCUCGCAUCCACGGCCAGCAGUUUAGGUUACGUCUCCAAAGAAAAAAUUAAUUUGAUGCAUGGUUUAUUUGGGGGAAAUCAAAUUUUGCGACAGCAUAAUUGUUAUGAUAUUUGCCUAAGACAUGACAAUUAUAAUUGCACCUUCGAAGCUUUAGAUCAAGACAUCAUCUGCACUGCGGUUUCACCUGUUUUUAAGGGCACGUGGUCGCGAGAAAUAAAACAUCGCGGUAUAAAACUCUCCGAUACCUCAGAUGAGUCACCUAUUGAGGUACUAAUUGGCGCAGAUGUCGCAGGUAGGUUGUAUACGGGCCGGAGAUUUAUAUUGACCUGUGGUUUGGUCGCAAUGGAAACUCUUUUGGGUUGGACUUUGAUGGGGAAAAUUCCGCCAGAAGAGAGUAACGCAAGGAUUAUAACAGCUUUAUCCCUUUUUAUCAGCGAUUCGUCCUUGGCUUAUUUAUGGGAAUUGGAAACUCUGGAUAUUACGGAUCCAGCAGUGCAGAGAACGCGAAAAGAGAGUGCUCUGGCAGCAAAGGAUUUCUUUUUAAAGACAGUGACAAUAAACAGCGAUUCGCGGUACGAGUUGUAUCAAGAUGGGCUAUUCGAGUCAUAUGACCAAAUUUUUAAUGAAUGGCUUGAAGAGGGUAUUAUCGAAGAAGUUUAUGACACGAACCCUACUGAGGCCCACUACCUGCCACACCGGCCGGUUAUCAAGGAGUCGAGCACGACAAAAAUAAGGCCGGUAUUCCACGCUUCCGCAAAAGAAAAGCAAAAACCCUCGCUAAAUCAGUGCUUAGAAAAAGGUUUAAACCUCAUAGAGGAACUUCCCAAUAUUUUGCUGAGGUUUAGGGCUAAUAAAAUUGGGGUAAUAUCCGACAUCAAGAAAGCCUUUUUGCAAAUUAUCAUGAAUGAAGCCGAUCGAAAUUAUCUCCGAUUUUUAUGGGUCGAUCAAGAUGGAGGCCAGAAGAUUUUUCGACACCGCAGAGUCGUCUUUAGUAUAAACAGUGGUCAAUUUUUAUUAGGGGCUACAUUAGAAUACCAUUUGAACAAAAAACUAAAAGAGACUGGAAAUUAUUCCGUAGAAACCGUCCAGCGAUUAUUAAAGGGUUUUUAUGUCGACAAUUGUGUGACGAGUCUCGAAGAUUUGAAGAGUUUAAGAAAGUUUAUCGAAGAGGCGUCUCUGAUAAUGGCUGACGGCGCUUUCGAAUUAAGAGGGUGGGAGUACACAGACCAAGUGCAACUAGAAGACAAUUAUAAAGGCACCCCGGUACUUGGUAUGACAUGGGACACUACCGAAGACACAUUAGGUGUUAAAGUUGACCUGCAGUACCCCGACGAACUGCUUAGUAGGCCGGUGACAAAAAGGUUUAUGUUGUCAUUGACUCAGAAAAUAUUUGACCCUAUAGGAUUUACCUGUCCUGCGACAUUGUACCCUAAGAUUUUACUUCAACGGACUUGGGAAAAAUCUAUAGGUUGGGAUACCCCGGUAGAGGAGGAAAUGGCAAAUAAUUUUCGAUUGUGGAUCAAAGAGCUUUUCGAUGGCUAUAAAAAUUCCAAGAUGGACGGGUGCAGGAUUUGA
Cylas formicarius (sweet potato weevil) is the source of this 1794-nucleotide messenger RNA. RefSeq lists its product as uncharacterized. Bases 1 to 1794 code for a protein of 597 amino acids. The record is from RefSeq and is a predicted model, not a curated record. The transcript is spliced from 2 exons. Lineage: Eukaryota; Metazoa; Arthropoda; Insecta; Coleoptera; Brentidae. Gene Ontology annotation, molecular function: aspartic-type endopeptidase activity. Gene Ontology annotation, biological process: proteolysis.